AAAAAGUAUAUUUGAAAAACUAUCAUUGACAUGUUCACACGCACUUAACUAGACUAUAUAUUUGCGUUUUGUUGUACUUGUUUUGGACUGUUCCCGGAUGAGUUAGUUUAGUUUGACAUACAGACAUGUUUUUCUAAAUAGUUUGGGAACCAGACUUAAAAUACCCGGUUUCCACCCGAUUCCAAAAAUCUCCUUAAAUGCACAGCAUUACAAAACCAGCAUGGAUCAGCCAGCCAGCAACUACCUUCCCUUAGUAACCGGUACAUCAGGAAGUGCAACCAAUGAGUGGUCUCGGUGUUAAGAGGUUCUGCGACGUAACCCGUCCAACAUGGAGUCUAAGAAGGCGUGGUUGACUUUGUAAGAGGAAGUUCAUAGAGAAAAAAUGAUUUAAGUAUAUAUAUUUUGAGUACAUAGUACUACGGUCAGUGCUAGGCAUUCAGUUGUUAAGAAACGUGUCACCCGUUUAAAUAAAAAAAAGGCAUGCAUAUCCAGGUUUGGACAAAAUAUAGCGUUACAUUUAAUGAGUGUUUUUCUUUAUGAUGGUGACUUACUAUUUUUGCACUGAACCCAGGGUAUUUUUUGUCAUUAAUGUAUUAAUGUUCAGUUGUUACACGUGUUCUUAUUUGCACCUUCGUGAAAAAAGAGUGCAGUUGAGUAACAUUUAUUAAUUUGAGCCAGUGUGUCGCUUUAUGUAAGGCUUAAUAUUCUGACAUGUCAAAUUGGGCUGUCAACUUUUAAUAGUUUGAUGCUAACAACACAGGAAAAGUUAACUUUUUAAAUUCAUUUUCGCAUUCGAGCUGUAUAGUUUUCUCAUCAGAUCAUUUAAAAUGUUACUGUCCAUGGUGGUGCACACAUAUUCCAUGCGGUACUGGUUUCCUGCCGCUGUAAUGUUAGGCACAGCCCCGGCGUAUCUGCUUUCCUGGAGCGUCUUGCGGCUUCUCACCACUGUCCUUCCAGCUAGAUUAUACCAUGGUGUGGACGAUCGUGUGUACUCGGUCUACCAGAGCAUGGUCCUUUUCUUCUUCGAGAACUACACAGGGGUAGAGGUAGUUAUUUAUGGAGAUAUACCAAAGAACAAAGAGAAUGUGGUCUACCUUUCCAAUCAUCAGUGUACAGUUGACUGGAUAAUCGCUGACAUGCUCGCAAUCAGACAGAAUGCCCUUGGACACCUGCGAUAUGUUUUAAAAGAUGGAUUGAAAUGGCUUCCGUUGUAUGGAUGGUAUUUUUCACAGCAUGGAGGUGUUUAUGUGAAGCGAAGUGCCAAAUUUGAUGAACAAGCAAUGAGAAACAAACUCAUUUCUCAAACAAAAGUAGGAACCCCAAUGUAUCUUGUCAUUUUUCCAGAAGGAACCCGUUACAAUCCUGAACUCCAAAAAGUAAUUUCUGCUAGUCAAGAGUUUGCCUGUAAAGAAGGACUUGCCGUACUGAAGAAUAUACUAACACCAAGAAUGAAAGCGACCCAUAUAGCUGUAGACUCAAUGAAGGGUCACUUGGAUGCCAUUUAUGAUAUCACUGUAGCAUAUGAAGGAACUCUAGACAGCAAAGGUCGAAGAAAGACUGCUCCAUCUAUGCCAGAGUUCUUAUGCAAAGAAUGCCCCAGAGUUCAUAUUUACUUUGAACGCAUCGGCAUGAAAGAAGUUCCCCAAGAACCUGUGUUCUUUCGGAGGUGGCUACAUGAGCGAUUUGCCGUCAAAGACAAGUUACUGACUGACUUCUAUGAAUCUGAAGACCCUGAAAAAAAAAGCAAAUUCCCAGGAGAAGGUCACGUGUCACCACUCAGUAUUAAGAAGACUUUACCAUCUUUGAUUUUCUUGUGUGGCCUAACAUUGCCAAUGCUGCUUACAGAGUCUGGAAGAAAACUGUAUAUAAACACCUGGGUUUAUGGAACUUUGGUGGGUUGGUUGUGGGUUCAUAUAAGAUUAUAAGAAAAUCAAACGUAAUACCAUUUAUAAUCAGUUCUGAACACCCAAUACCCUCUCUCCCCCAGAACAAUGACUCGGAAACCAGAGGCUUAAAUAAAACCUUUUUUUAAAAAAACUGGUGGCUUAUAAAACCCAUUUUACAAAUUGGUGGCUUAUGUACCUUUAACCUUAAUUGAUGUAUGAAAACUGCUAAUAACCGUUUUUUAUGUUAAUACAUAAUUACAGUGUCUAUAUGUCUGGAUAUCAAAUGAGCUGACCAAUUAAAAACGUUGUUCUUAGUUAUUGAUCUAAGAUUCGGUCUACUUGAAAACAGAUUAAUUGCACCAUGGAUUUGUGGCAAUUUACUAACCACUACAAAAAAUGUAAAGUAUUCAAUUUUAGUAUUAAAGUUCAACUCUUAUAAAGCAGAGAUAUAGCUUACUGUAUUUUAAACCAUCACAGAAAAUGAACGGUAUUGGUCAAAGCUGAAAUACAUUUACACUAAAUAGAAUAAGAUAGUGUUGGCAAGUAAAAAAAAGAAAAUGUUUACAAUAUUAAAAUAGUUAACAAUAUUAAACUUACACGGAUUACUGUGCAUGUAAAACAUUAAACUUUAGUUUUUUUUAUAAUUUUUAUUUUUUUAAGUUCAAACUUAAUGGCUGAUUGGUAAAAACAAGGGCCCCUUGAACUGUCUUUAAAGAGCGUUACUCGGCCUCACGUAUUGCUACAGUUUAAAUAAUACACAUGUAAGUUUUCUUUUCAUUAACAUCCUGACAACUUUUUAUACUUAUAACUUUUAAAGUCUGUUUCAAAGCUCUUUUCAAAAUGGUCGCUCUAGUGCACUGAUAGUGUAAGGAUUAUUGCCCACAUUGUCAAACAGGUAACACAGCAGUAACGAUCCAGCCCAUGAGUGGUACGGAACGGAAAAGCCAGAGCACUUUUUUUAUUUUUUAUUUUAAUUGCUCUUCAUGCAGUGAUUUAGAGAACGGAUCUCAAACCCCAGUGCCCGAGAUAUCAAUGAAAAUAAAAAUUACAGGUAUGUUAUUUAAACAGUUGUAGCAACAUGUGGGGACUUCUAUUUUAUUUAUUUUUCAGAACCCCGCUACUUACUCUUUAAGGUUUAAAGACUUUCAAGCAUAACUGAUGGCAGUCUGUAGUGGCAGUUUUCCUUUGUUUUUAUCACCAGUUAGUAUCAAAAUCCAGAUGUGCAGACAUGAUCAUAUUAACCUUGAAUCCAGUGAUUAUAGGUAGUAUCAUGUGGCUUUAUUUUAGAUGUGAUUUAGUGGCAGCUCUAUAGUUUUUGAACAUUUCUACUCUUUUUCUUUAUUUUAAAUUACAAAGUAAAACCAUGGCUUUCUGUGUGCUUUGCAAGCUUCAUCGUAUGUGUAAGACCAAUUGGUAUUAAUAAACAAAUAAAUAGAAAUUAACUAUUUCUAUAUUUUAAUACAGAAAUGCCCCCUUUUUCUUGCUUUCACCACUUAAAAUAAAACCUAUUUUAAAUUUAGAUUUGCUUUUUAAAUUGAAUGCAUCUUUCGACCGUAUUCAAGGAAUUUCAUACAAAAUAAAUGGCGUGUUUACCUAAAGUUGUCCUGCCUAAACAAAAAUAAUCUAGUGGAAGUAUGAAAAUGUUAUGCAUUUUACAUACUUUGAUGCACAACUGCUAGGAAAGAGAGAAAGUUUAUUAGCAUGAGGCGUUAACAAGCACAUUACUCACAUGCAAGCUACUGGUUAUUUGUCUUUUUUAGCAGUGAAGUGGUGUAUAGUUGUAUUUUAUAAUGCCAUUAUAUACAGUUGCAGUUGUAUUCCUAUACCAAGAAAAGUUUGUACACAACGAUUGUAUCAAUUUACCAAGUAAAAUCUAAACCAUUGAUUUAUCAUGAAAUUAUUUAGAGAAAAAAUAUUGAUUGUAUUCUUGCUAGACUUCAUAAAUUUAAUGCUCUCAUUAAUGUCACCAUAUUUAUUUUUUGCCAAUAUGCAUGUGUCAAUGAUUUUAAUACUUUAAAUACUCAUUAAUGCAAGUUAAAACUUGGUUACUUCAGAUGCUGGCUGUGCAAGGACUUUACUUCCAUAUUCUUUUGUAAAGUGAAAAAAUUAACCUUUUUUUUAUAUAACUGAGCAGUACCAAAAUAGUUGAUAAUGGAGGUCUGCAACAAAAUAAAAUGUUAUUAUCAUUUUAAAAUUUGGUCACAAUGCAGCAUAAACAAUACUGUGGUUUACGGAAGAGAUCAACUAUCAGCAGAUCUGAUAAAAGUGUUUUAUAUAAAGUGCCAUUUGUUCAAGAUACUGUAGUACGUGCCUUCAUCCUUAUCUUGCAUACCAAGGACAAUCAGUGUAGACUAGUUAUAUACUAAAUGCCAUUAUUAGACUUGCUAUGAUGAAUGUGCUGAAACUCCCUCUAGUGGAUUACAAUUAAGUUAUUAUCACAGCACAAUACACUAUUUUAGAAAUACAAAAUUGUUGUAAAAUGUGUUUACAGUAAUUUUACGUUACAGGUCACACUUGGGAGCCAAGCAAUAUGUUUCAAGCCAUUAUACAGUCGUUUUUAAUAAUCUAAAAUUGUAUUAUUACUAAGAGGCUUAAAUAAGGGUGUCGUUUUUUUGUUGUUUUUUUUUUCAACAUGACCAGCACUUUUGUUAUAUACCUCAGCCAACAAUUAUAUGCAGAGUAAAGAAAUUGCACAUCAGCUACAAAUUUAGCUAUGUCUUGAAGUAAGAUUUUGAUUUAUUUUAGUCUUUGAUUUUUGCUUUUUUAUUAUUUUAUUUUUGCUGCCUCAAUUUAUGUGCAUCAUAACAUGGUAUGUUUAUUUUGCAAGGAAACAGUGUACUGUUUAUGAAUACACAUUUAGUGUGCAUGACUUUGCUUUUCAGUAAACCAUUUAUGUGAAAUAAAUUAUACAUACUGAA
This is a messenger RNA of Acipenser ruthenus (sterlet), 4804 nucleotides long. Its product is annotated as 1-acyl-sn-glycerol-3-phosphate acyltransferase epsilon-like. The record is from RefSeq and is a predicted model, not a curated record. The coding region runs from base 828 to 1925 and encodes 365 amino acids. Lineage: Eukaryota; Metazoa; Chordata; Actinopteri; Acipenseriformes; Acipenseridae. Gene Ontology annotation, molecular function: acyltransferase activity. Gene Ontology annotation, cellular component: mitochondrion; endomembrane system. The transcript has 8 exons.